GGUGUUUUAGGAAAAAUAUUCAUCUUUCUUAAUAUCCUCACUCUCACAUGCAUGAAUUUGGUUAAUUCUAUAUAACAAGUAAUAUCUUAUAUUAAACGUUUUUUAAUAGAUUUUUUUAAUUUUAAUCGUAAUCUUUUAAUGCUUCCUUCCGAACGGGAUUUAUAAGUAUACUUUUUGUGUUAUUAAGUUACAUGGUUUUUUUUCAUGAAACAUUUUAUGAUUUUUGUGUCUUAACGCAACUGCAACUUCAUGUUGUAUUAUUGUCCGAAGGAGGAAGGGGCAAUAAAAGGAACAAGAAAAAAAAGGAAAAAGGAUAUUAUAUUAUAUUAAGAUUAUUAAAUUGAAAAAUAAAAAGGAGAAUGCUGUCGUGGCGCGUUUGUGGCGCGCAAUCAUGGUAAUGUGUUAAUCUUCAUAGGCCACAGUGAAUCUGUGACAGCGAGAGGUUGAAGAAGAACCAGAAACACCAUCACAGAGCAGAACAAGGGGACGAGAAAUCAGAAUCCCUCACUCACUAACUCACCCCUCACCACAACCCACAGACUCUCCGAAGGAAAUCCUUUUUCUUUGCACAACAAUCUCCACCAUUACCGUUAUGUCGUCGGGAGACGACGGCGAUCACGACCGCCACCGCCGAGGUCCUGCUUUUCUCCGGCUGACUCCCGAUUCUACUCGGAAGCGAGAGCGAAUCUUUAAUCACAAGACUCGAAGUUUCGAGCUGCUUCCACCUUCUUCGAUCAAUCAUCAGGAUCAAUAUCGAGCUCCGCCUAGAAACGACGCCGUUUCACUGGGUUUGAUUCCGUUUCUGCCAUUCCUUCCUGAUGAACUCAUUGAAGAAAUUCUCUCGAGGCUUCCCGUGAAGUCGCUUCUGAGAUUCAGGUGCGUUUGUAAGCGAUGGAACUCGUUAAUUUCAGACUCUUACUUUGUGAGGAAGCACCUUCGCUUGUCAACUCAAAGCCCCAAUUUCACACACCAUAGGAUCAUCUUAAGUUCCACAAGUGCAGAAUUCAAUCUCAAAUCCUGCCAUGUGAGUUCUUUGUUCAAUAACCCAUCCACCAUUUCUGAGGACCUUAAUUACCCGGUAAAGAACAAGUUUCGCCAUGAUGGUAUCAUAGGUUCCUGUCAUGGAUUACUCUGUUUCGCCAUUAAAGCUGAGUCUGUGCUUCUCUGGAACCCAUCAAUUAGAGUAUCGAAGAAAUCACCGCCUCUGGGUAAUAAUUGGAGACCUGGAUGUUACACUGCUUUUGGGCUUGGCUAUGAUCAUGUCGCCGACGAUUACAAGGUCGUCGCUGUGUUCUGUGACCCCAAUGUGUACUUCAGUGAAACUAAGGUUAAAAUUUUCAGUAUGGCUUCUAAUUCAUGGAGGAGGAUUCAGGAUUUCCCUUUUGGUGUCACACCAUACCAGAAUCCUGGGAAAUUCGUGAGUGGCUCUCUUAAUUGGGCAGCAAAUUACUCAUCUGGUCCAGCUUCUUUGUGGGUUAUUGUAUCUUUGGAUCUUCAUAAUGAAACUUACAGGGAAGUUCAUCCUCCUGAGUAUGAGAAAGAGGAAUGUUCCACACCAACUUUAGGUGUUCUGAGAGGCUGCCUUUGCAUGAACUAUGACUACAAGAAGACCCAUUUUGUUGUGUGGCUAAUGAAGGACUAUGGCGUUAGGGAAUCCUGGGUGAAACUGGUAAGCAUUCCAUAUCUUCCUAAUCCAGAAGAUUUUUCAUACUCAUUGCCAUAUUGCAUCUCAAAGAAUGGUCAAGUCCUGUUAAUGUUUGAGUUUGACUUGGUUCUGUAUGACCCAAAGGACCAGUCAUUUAAGUAUCCCAGGAUUGAAGGUGGAAAAGGUUGGUUUGAUGCAGAAGUCUAUGUUGAGACCUUGGUUUCACCAGUUCAGAGCUAAAAAGGUUUAAAGUUUUAUGUCAGUGUCAAUGUCAUGUGUAUGUAAGUAAAAGUAAGAGUAAAAAGGUUGUAAACGUUUUAGUGUUUCAAAACCUUUUGGCUUACUAAUCCUGCUGACACUUGAGGCUCUUUCAUCAUCUCGCUGUUAAUAUUGCACUGUAUUUUGAGUUUUGACAUGAAAUGUGUAAAUUAUGUGCAGAACUGAGAAGCAAAGCUGUGUACUUAUGUUGAUAAUAUUUAAUCAAGUUUCUUUCUCUCUGUAA
This is a messenger RNA of Neltuma alba, 2147 nucleotides long. RefSeq names its product F-box/kelch-repeat protein At3g23880-like. The record is from RefSeq and is a predicted model, not a curated record. Gene Ontology annotation, molecular function: protein binding. The transcript has 2 exons. NCBI's taxonomy places the organism in Eukaryota, Viridiplantae, Streptophyta, Magnoliopsida, Fabales, Fabaceae. The coding region runs from base 593 to 1885 and encodes 430 amino acids.